This is a messenger RNA of Trypanosoma grayi, 693 nucleotides long. RefSeq lists its product as hypothetical. The transcript has a single exon. Lineage: Eukaryota; Euglenozoa; Kinetoplastea; Trypanosomatida; Trypanosomatidae. The coding region runs from base 1 to 693 and encodes 230 amino acids. The record is from RefSeq and is a predicted model, not a curated record.
AUGUCCUCCAUCGAGCAGCUGCGACGCGACAUUGAGGCGCAGGAGAAACAGGUGGCCGCCCUCCGUGAACAGAAGGCGCACCGCGACGCGCUUCUGGCGCAGAUCCGCAGUCUCAUCAGCUGCACCGAACCAGAACUCUUCGCCAGUCUCAACCAUGACGUCUCGGAGCUCAUGUACGCUAUUACAGCUGGCAGAACGCACGAAACCGCAUCGCCGUCAAGCAAAGGCCUGUCAAGCUCAUAUGGGCAGGAGGGUGAGGACGAGGCGGCCGCAGGUGUGCCCACUGCUCUGUUCAGCGAGGAAAUGGAGGAACGCAUCAUGCAGGAGGAGGAGCCCCCGCUGCCGUCGCCACCGCGAAGAGUACGGGGUAAGAGGAAGAAGCGUGACCGGAACAAGGAGAGAAAUAAAAAGAAACAGCAGCAGCAUAAGCACCAUGUAGAUCCCUGUGGUGCAGUGCUCUCGAAGAGGGAGACUGCUGCAAGAAGCGCUCUGCUGGCUGCCGUUGACGCGUUGCAGCUCGAGCACACGCCCAACACAGUUGACGAGCCACCGCUGUGGCUGUCGGAUGUCGAGACACCGCCGCCACCACGACAGGAGGAACAACAAGGAGCGGACGAGAAGGAAGAGGGGGUGGACUAUUCCGAUGAUUUUGAAGAGUUGAGUGACGCGGAGCGUGAGGGUGACAUGAAGUGA